CACAGCUAGAUCUUCUGCUGAUUUUAGAAAUGGACUAAAUUCUACAGAAAGUGAAGCCCUGGGAAAUGGUACACAGCCCCUUCUCUCUGGAAGUGGAGAAGAGACUGUUAAGCUAGAUUUCCUGUGGAUCCACGCAAGGUGCUAAUAGGAGCGGGCCAUCACAACUGGAUUGCAGCUGCAUAUGCCAAUUUUGCUGUGUUACAGAAUCAAAGAAUCUUCAGGAUGGCAACAAGUGUUUACAAGCCGGUAUUUGGAUUGGACUAUUGAACGAUUAGCUUUAAAUGCAAAGGUGGUUGGAGAUCCAUAUGGAGACAAAGACAAAAUGGUCACUGUUGCCUCAGAGAGCAGCAUCAUAUUGUGGAGUAUUCAAGAUGGGGGAAGUGGAAGUGAAAUGGGAGUGUUCAGCCUGGGUGUUCCUGUAGAUGCUCUCUUCUUUAUUGGUAACCAGCUGGUGCCCACAAGUCACACAGGGAAAGUGGGAGUGUGGAAUGCGGUCACUCAGCACUGGCAGGUUCAAGAUGUUCCUAUAACUAGUUAUGACACUGCUGGGUCAUUCCUUCUCUUGGGAUGUAACAAUGGAUCAAUAUAUUACAUAGACAUGCAGAAGUUCCCCUUGCAAAUGAAAGAUAAUGAUCUUCUUGUGACUGAACUUUAUCAUGAUCCUUCAAAUGAUGCUAUCACUGCUCUGAGUGUUUACUUCACACCCAAAACAAGUGUCAGUGGUAACUGGAUUGAGAUUGCCUAUGGUACAAGCUCUGGAGCUGUACGAGUGAUUGUACAACACCCAGAGACAGUUGGGUCAGGUCCUCAGCUUUUUCAGACUUUCACUGUUCACCAAAGUCCUGUUAUAAAAAUUAUGCUAUCAGAGAAGCAUCUUGUAUCAGUCUAUGCAGACAACAAUCAUGUUCAGAUGUGGACAGUAACACGAUUCAGAGGAAUGAUCUCUACUCAGCCAGGUUCUACUCCUUUCGCAUCUUUCAAGAUACUGUCACUGGAGGAGACAGAAAGUUAUGGUGGCUAUUCCUCUGGAAAUGACAUAGGGCCUUUUGGAGAGCGAGAUGAUCAACAAGUGUUUAUCCAGAAAGUUGUUCCUAUCACUAACAAACUAUUUGUAAGACUUUCUUCUACUGGGAAAAGAAUAUGUGAGAUCCAAGCUGUUGACUGUACGACAAUAUCCUCGUUCACAGUGAGGGAAUGUGAGGGGUCCAGUAGGAUGGGCUCCAGGCCAAGGCGCUACUUGUUCAUGGGCCACACAAAUGGCAGCAUUCAGAUGUGGGACAUGACCACUGCUAUGGACGUGGUAAACAAAAGCGAAGACAAGAAUGUAGGUGGCCCUACUGAAGAGGAGCUCCUCAAACUCUUGGACCAGUGUGACCUGAGCACAUCUCGCUGCACUACCCCUAACAUCAGCCCUGCAACUUCUGUGGUCCAGCACAGCCGCCUGCGGGAAUCAAACUCGAGCCUUCAGCUUCAGCACCAUGAAACUAUCCACGAAGCAGCUACUUAUGGUUCCAUCAGGCCUUACAGAGAGAGUCCUUUGUUAGCAAGGGUAAGAAGGACUGAGCGCUUUCACAGUUAUAGGGACUUCCAGACUAUUAAUUUGAACAGAAAUGUAGAAAGAGCUGUGCCUGAAAAUGGUAACUUGGGUCCAAUACAAACUGAAGUCAAAAGGGCAACAGGGGAAUGUAGUACAUCUGAGAGAAAGUCCCCUGGCACAGAAACGAAAAGUUUGAGAGAAUUAGAUAGUGGGUUGGAAGCACACAAAACAGCUGAAGGUUUUUCAGAAUCCAAGAAAAGGUCAUCAGAAGAUGAAAAUGAAAAUAAAGUGGAGUUAAGGAAGAAAGGAGAAUUUGAAGGGGGAGGGUUCCUUGGAAGAAAGAAAGUUCCCUACCUGGUGUCAUCACCAAGCACUUCUGAUGGAGGAACUGACUCGCCAGGUGCUGUCCCGUCUCCUACAAAGACCACUCCAUCUCCACGGCAUAAAAAAAGUGAUUCUUCAGAUCAAGAGUACAGCUUAUGA
Nycticebus coucang (slow loris) is the source of this 2020-nucleotide messenger RNA. Its product is annotated as BTB/POZ domain-containing protein KCTD3-like. Gene Ontology annotation, molecular function: protein binding. The record is from RefSeq and is a predicted model, not a curated record. Lineage: Eukaryota; Metazoa; Chordata; Mammalia; Primates; Lorisidae.